UCCAUAAAUCAUCGGUACACUAGCAUCUUCUUCUCCGUCGCCAACGUACAUCCCCUACACUAAGGCUCGCAACCGCAUGUACCCAUGGAGCCUCGCACUGGUGGCGCUCGUUCUGGCCACGUCGUGGAUGUGCUCACUUCAACCAUGCUCCGCUGACACGAUGGUGCCUCAGCCGACCACGGCAGCGGCAAGCGCAGACAAGGUACCCGUCCGACCUGCGGCAAGUGUGCCGCUUGCUUCACCGGCUCCCACACCCGCAGCCACACCGGCGACGCCAGCGAUGGCCACUGCGUCGAAGAAAAUCCCGCUGCCCGUCCCGGUACCCGAGACACUUCCCGGCGCGGAAGGCCUCGGCUUCGGCGGUGGAUACGGCGGGCAGACGGUGCCCGGCGGCGGCCUCGGUGGGUUCAACGGAGACCAGGGCUUCUUCGGCGGAUGCUGCGGAGGCUUCGGGUACAACGGCGGUCCUGGGUAUAAUAACGGGCCGUUGUUCUUCAACUCGGCGCCCGCAACAAGAUUGAGGCUGAGGAUGGUGGCGACGGGAAACGGCUUCGCGCCUCUGCUGGUGGCUGGUGCUGCAGCCAUGUUUUACGCGUGAUUUGUAUUCUAUUUUACUUUAUCUUCUUAUUUUUUUGCUGCAGAGAGAAGACAUAUAUGUUUGCAUCAUCAAUUAAUACAGUUUGGCUAAAGCACAUCUAGAUGUGCCAUAAGUAUUGCA
Triticum urartu is the source of this 718-nucleotide messenger RNA. RefSeq lists its product as uncharacterized. The record is from RefSeq and is a predicted model, not a curated record. NCBI's taxonomy places the organism in Eukaryota, Viridiplantae, Streptophyta, Magnoliopsida, Poales, Poaceae.